Messenger RNA from Suillus paluster, 399 nucleotides. RefSeq lists its product as uncharacterized. NCBI's taxonomy places the organism in Eukaryota, Fungi, Basidiomycota, Agaricomycetes, Boletales, Suillaceae. Bases 1 to 399 code for a protein of 132 amino acids. The record is from RefSeq and is a predicted model, not a curated record. The transcript has a single exon.
AUGUCGACAGGACUUCGCUUCAAGUGCAUCUGUGCGCGCUGCUUGCAGCAUCCUGACGGAUUCAUGUACCAGACACAGCAGGUUAUUGCAAAACAUACAAAGAAGUGGCCCCCUGUUGUGCAACCAUCGGCCAUCCAGGCCAGUAUCAGCACCAACACAGGCACGGAUCCUAUGACCAAUUUGUCCAGGCCAUCAUCUGAAGGUACUGGCAACAACCAAGAGAGACCACAGGGUCGAUUGCCAACGGUCGAAGAAAAUGAGUACGACUUUGACUUUAUAGAUGACAACCUACCUGCAGGGGAGUCAGACAAUCAUCCAGUUCCUAUCCCACAUCCAAGAAGACACCAAGUACCUGGCAACCAGCUGCUUCAAGACUUCAAUUUCUGUCCAGUGGCAUGA